Copidosoma floridanum is the source of this 1630-nucleotide messenger RNA. RefSeq names its product U3 small nuclear riboprotein factor 55K (gene U3-55K). The record is from RefSeq and is a predicted model, not a curated record. Gene Ontology annotation, molecular function: U3 snoRNA binding; protein binding. NCBI's taxonomy places the organism in Eukaryota, Metazoa, Arthropoda, Insecta, Hymenoptera, Encyrtidae. Gene Ontology annotation, cellular component: small-subunit processome.
UUGGUUAUAGCGUGAUUUGUUGAGGAAUAAAAAGUAAUUGCUAAUUGAUAAACUCGUGUUACGAAAAAAUGUCGUUUUUCAUUCGAAGUGCCGGUAGUAGUAAGGGGGCAAAAAGAAAGGUCAAUGGGAUUGCUUCAAAGUUCAAGGGUUCAAAACCAAAGGGUAAACCCAGCACAAAGAAAGAUGAGGAUGACGAGAGCAUUGCCAGUUCAGAUGAAGAAUUUGCAGAAGAAAAACACAGGAACAAAAAGAUUGAGGAUUACGAGCAGAGUGAUUCUGAAAUAGAGGAAACUGCACAGGAAAAACGAAUUAGGUUAGCGAAUAAAUAUUUAGAAGAAAUAGCAGAACAAGAGAGGGACAGAAAGGAGUUUGAAGAAGGAGCUAUUGAAAAAAGGUUGAAAGAAGAGUAUCUGGAAGAAAAAGGGAGAUUGAGAAAAGUUGUUGCCAACACUUACAUGGGACAUGGAGAACCGCAGAUUCUCAAAUGUAAAGACCACAAAAAUUCGGUUACCUGCGUUUGUCUAUCCAACGACGGUCAAUUUUUAUUCUCUGGAUCGAAAGAUGGCUCUUUGGUCAAAUGGUCACUAUCCAAUAGGCAAAAGCUUAAAUCUCUGAAAGGGAAGACGAAAAAUCAAGAUGGAUUGAAAUGCAUUAGGUGCAUAGCAAUCAGCACAGAUGGGAAAUUUUUGGUGGUUGGAGCGGAAGGAACAAAAAAUAUAACAGUACUCUCAGCAUCGGACUUCAGUCACAUCAAAGACUUGCAAGGACAUAGAGACAUCGUCUCUGGGUUGGUGUUCCGAAAAAAUACGCAUACACUUUAUUCAGCAUCGCUCGAUCGGUGUGUGAAAGUAUGGAAUCUCGACGAAAUGGCUUACGUUGAAUCUCUGUUUGGCCAUCAAAGCAGCAUAACGUCGAUCGACGCUCUGGCUCGUGAAAGAGCCAUCACCAGUGGUGGUUACGAAUGUACAAUAAAAAUAUGGAAAAUAGUCGAAGAGUCUCAACUUACCUAUAAUGGACACACUGGCUCGAUCGAUGCCGUCAAGCUGAUAAAUGAGGAAAAUUUUCUUAGCUGUGGAGACGAUGGACAACUGUGUUUGUGGGGUUGUAUGAAAAAGAAACCACUGUGUACUAUUCGAGAGGCGCAUGGCAGGGAUGAGGAAAACAAAUUGCCAAUGUGGAUAUCCAGUAUUGCCACUUUUCUCAACACAGAUUUAGUAGCUUCAGGUUCCAGGGAUGGCGUCAUAAGGCUUUGGAGAUGUGGAGAAUCUUUCAGGAGCUUGGAACCUUUGUUCGAUGUAAAGGUUACAGGUUUCGUUAACUCGUUAGUUUUUACACCUGAUGGGAAAUAUCUUAUUGCUGGUAUCGGACAGGAGCACAAACUGGGGAGAUGGUGGCGAGUUCCAGAGGCAAAGAACAGCAUAGCCAUAAUACCACUGAUACAGAACAAAGAAGGCACGUAAUUCUUUAGAAAAUUCAAACUUGAAAUCGUGGUUAUUUAUUGCCUGUUAACAUUUUGAAGUGCUCAACAUUCUACUAAAAAAGGUUGUUUAAUAUUAUCAAAAUGGUCUCAGCUAGAACUUUACUGCUAAGGUCAUGCUGUACAGUAGAAUUUAUGAAUUUUUUUUUUUAA